AUGGGUGGGAGAUCCCCUCUCCUUGUGAUCGUCUUCUCUCUUGCCGUGCUUUGCAUUGAGCUCGGGAUCUCGAAUGGUUUCUCCAUGAUCCGCUGUCAAGAGACAGAGAGGAGAGCCCUCAUGGAGUUCAAGCAACGAGUCCGUGAUCCUUCACAUAUUCUUUCUUCCUGGGUUGGGGAGGAUUGUUGUAGUUGGGAAGGAAUCCGCUGCAGCAACGACACUGGCCAUGUUAUCGAGCUCCACCUUCGCAAUAGACAUCGGUCAGAUGUCUCAUACAUGGGUUGCUCUGAGACUAACUUCGAUGAUGAUGAUGUUGGAUGCAGAUGGGCACUGCACGGUGGCAUAACUCCAUCAUUGCUUUCUCUCCAACACCUUAAUCAUUUGGAUCUUAGCGGCAACAAUUUUGAGGGAAAUCGUAUCCCAGAGUUCUUGGGAUCCUUUGGAAGACUAACAUAUCUUAAUCUCUCGGGAGCAGGCUUCGGAGGUAAAGUACCUGAUCAGCUGGGAAAUCUCUCCACUUUACACCAACUCGACCUUUCUUAUAAUUUCUAUCUAGAUGAUGAUUUAUACAUCGAAAACAUUGGAUGGAUCUCUCGUUUGACUUCUCUACAGCACCUUAACAUGAAUCAGGUUAGAUUUAGAAAUGUGUCCAAUUGGUUGCAAGCAUUGAACGCACUCUCUCGUAUUCAAGUGGUUGAAAUGGCUUCUUGUGGCUUGGAGACCUUUCCUCCUUCGCUGCCUCAUGUCAACUUCACAUCUCUCACAACUCUAAAUUUGGAAGGCAACAUCAUCAACUCUACUGUGCCAGACUGGCUAUUUAACAUAACCAGCCUCGAGGUGCUUUCUCUUGGGUCGAAUCACCUAUAUGGGCAAACUCUUGAUUCAAUUGCCAAGUUGACAAAUCUCAGGCAACUCGACUUGUCUUAUAAUAUGUUCCAUGAUGGCUUCAAACCAGAACCUCUAUCCAACCUCUGCAAGCUCCAAAUUCUCGACCUAGAUAAAGUGCCUAUCAAUAAUGUGCUAGCCAAUCUAGAACAGGUCUUCUCUGGAUGUCUAAUGCUCAUCUUAGAGGAAUUGAAUCUCAGCGGCACCCAAUUGAGGGGUUCCAUUCCAGAUUGGUUGGGGAACUUCAAAAAUCUCAAGUUUCUUGAUCUUUCACACAACUCCCUCUAUGGAUCAGUUCCUAGAUCUCUUGGAAAUCUAUCAUCGCUGCGAUCUUUGUUUUUAUACUCCAACGAUUUGAAUGGGUCGAUUGCAGAAGGCAUCGGAGGACUGAAGGGCCUUACCUAUUUGGUUCUUUCUUAUAACUCAUUUCGCUUGUCGGAGCUCCACUUGGUUAAUCUGUCGAGUUUAAAGUAUUUGGACAUUUCAUACAACUACAUCGAUUUGAAUAAAGGAAUAAUACCACCUAGCUUAGGCAACUUCAGUUCUUUAAAGAGAUCUUCUUCUUCAAGUGAUUUAUACUUCAACAACCAUAGCGACGAGGAUGUAAUGUGGCUCUUCAUAAAAGGGAGUGAACUCGAGUAUACCACAAGAUUGCUUUCAAUUGAUAAAGUUAUUGAUCUCUCCAACAAUGGUUUAUCUGGAAGUAUACCUGAGGAGUUGGGAAAUCUGCAUGGAUUACGGAGUUUAAAUCUAUCUAGAAAUUACCUAACGGGCAAAAUACCGAACAACAUUAAUGGAAUGCAACGAUUAGAAAUUCUUGAUCUCUCCAGAAAUAAUUUGUCUGGAGCAAUUCCUUCAACCUUGGCAGCGUUAAAUUUCUUGAAUUAUUUGAACUUGUCAUAUAACAAUCUUUCAGGUAGAAUUCCCACUGGUAGCCAAUUACAAACGCUUACUGAUCCAUCUUUCUAUGCCGGCAAUUCAGAUCUUUGUGGCCCUCCUCUCAUAAAAAAUUGUACAGACGAUAUUCCAACAAAAGAAGAGGAAAAUGAAAAUUCUAUGGACAGAAUUGAAAGUAUUUGGCUAUACAUGUGCCGUGCACUAGGAUUUAUCGUGGGAUUUUGGACGAUUUGUGGAAGCAUCUUAUUGAAAUCGAGAUGGAGGAUUGCUUACUUCCAAGCUAUUGAUAACAUGUGUGAUAGGCUCUAUGUGGUGCUGGUAUUGAAUGUAGCAAUGUUCAAGAGGAAGCUAAUGGUAGGACGUCAAGUUGACUAA
Musa acuminata AAA Group (dessert banana) is the source of this 2157-nucleotide messenger RNA. RefSeq names its product receptor-like protein EIX2. The transcript is spliced from 2 exons. Gene Ontology annotation, molecular function: protein binding. NCBI's taxonomy places the organism in Eukaryota, Viridiplantae, Streptophyta, Magnoliopsida, Zingiberales, Musaceae. Bases 1 to 2157 code for a protein of 718 amino acids. The record is from RefSeq and is a predicted model, not a curated record.